Messenger RNA from Oncorhynchus keta (chum salmon), 3125 nucleotides. RefSeq lists its product as uncharacterized. The coding region runs from base 1313 to 2611 and encodes 432 amino acids. The transcript is spliced from 4 exons. The record is from RefSeq and is a predicted model, not a curated record. Lineage: Eukaryota; Metazoa; Chordata; Actinopteri; Salmoniformes; Salmonidae.
GGGAGAGGGACGAGGGCAGAGAGGUGGAGGAUGUAGAGACGAGGGCAGAGAGGUGGAGGAUGUAGGGCAGAGAGGUGGAGGAUGGAGGGUAGAGAGGUGGAGGAUGGAGGGUAGAGAGGUGGAGGGUGGAGGGACGAGGGCAGAGAGGUGGAGGGACGAGGGUAGAGAGGUGGAGGGUAGAGAGGUGGAGGGUGGAGGGCAGAGAGGUGGAGGAUGGGGGGACGAGGGUAGAGAGGUGGAGGGCAGAGAGGUGGAGGGACGAGGGCAGAGAGGUGGAGGAUGGAGGGACGAGGGUAGAGAGGUGGAGGGUAGAGAGGUAGAGAGGUAGAGGGUAGAGAGGUAGAGGGUAGAGAGGUGGAGGGACGAGGGCAGAGAGGUGGAGGAUGUAGGGUAGAGAGGUGGAGGGACAAGGGCAGAGAGGUGGAGGGUGGAGGGACGAGGGUAGAGAGGUGGAGGGUAGAGAGGUGGAGGGUAGAGAGGUGGAGGGACGAGGGCAGAGAGGUGGAGGAUGUAGGGUAGAGAGGUGGAGGAUGUAGGGUAGAGAGGUGGAGGAUGUAGGGUAGAGAGGUGGAGGGACGAGGGCAGAGAGGUGGAGGGACGAGGGCAGAGAGGUGGAGGGACGAGGGCAGAGAGGUGGAGGGACGAGGGCAGAGAGGGUGGAGGGACGAGGGCAGAGAGGAUGGAGGGACGAGGGCAGAGAGGAUGGAUGGACGAGGGCAGAGAGACGAGGGCAGAGAGGUGGAGGGACGAGAGCAGAGAGGUGGAGGGACGAGGGCAGAGAGGGGAAGGAGAAAAAUAGUUAGCACAAACUUUUGCUAUGGUUGUCAUAGCAAAAUGAAGAAGAAUAAUGAAAGAUUUCUACUUCGUGUUCAGCGUAGAAGAAUAGUUUCCCCUUUUGUUGAUAAACCUCCAUUGCCUAAGCAAUUACAAUGUGUAACAACACACAUGCCCCGCCCACCUGAGGAUCUGUCUUUUUCCACCAUCUAUUUCCAAUGUUUUGAGGGAUGCAAAAUCCACUUAUCACUUGGAUUGAUUACUUUCAUUUUACUCCUGCUUCAUACUCUUGCUUGUGCCUGAUGUUUUUUCCCCAUUUAAUAUUAUGGCCGUGGAAAUGUGGACUCUGGAGUGAUGAAUCGCGCUUCACCAGCUAGCAGUCCGACGGACGAAUCUGGGCCAACUGUAAAGUUUGGUGGAGGAGGAAUAAUGGUCUGGGGCUGUUUUUCCAUGGUUCGCGCUAGGCCCCUUAGUUCCAGUGAAGGGUAAUCUUAACACUAAUGCUCUUGUGGCUGAAUGGAAGCAAGUCCCCGCAGCAAUGUUCCAACACCUAGUGGAAAGCCUUCCCAGAAGACUGGAGGCUGUUAUAGCAGCAAUGUUCCAACAUCUAGUGGAAAGCCUUCCCAGAAGAGUGGAGGCUGUUAUAGCAGCAAUGUUCCAACAUCUAGUGGAAAGCCUUCCCAGAAGACUGGAGGCUGUUAUAGCAGCAAUGUUCCAACAUCUAGUGGAAAGCCUUCCCAGAAGACUGGAGGCUGUUAUAGCAGCAAUGUUCCAACAUCUAGUGGAAAGCCUUCCCAGAAGACUGGAGGCUGUUAUAGCAGCAAUGUUCCACCAUCUAGUGGAAAACCUUCCCAAAAGAGUGGAGGCUAUUAUAGCAGCAAUGUUCCAACAUCUAGUGGAAAGCCUUCCCAAAAGAGUGGAGGCUAUUAUAGCAGCAAUGUUCCAACAUCUAGUGGAAAGCCUUCCUAAAAGAGUGGAGGCUGUUAUAGCAGCAAUGUUCCAACAUCUAGUGGAAAACCUUCCCAAAAGAGUGGAGGCUAUUAUAGCAGCAAUGUUCCAACAUCUAGUGGAAAGCCUUCCCAAAAGAGUGGAGGCUAUUAUAGCAGCAAUGUUCCAACAUCUAGUGGAAAGCCUUCCCAGAAGAGUGGAGGCUGUUAUAGCAGCAAUGUUCCAACAUCUAGUGGAAAGCCUUCCCAGAAGAGUGGAGGCUGUUAUAGCAGCAAUGUUCCAACAUCUAGUGGAAAGCCUUCCCAGAAGACUGGAGGCUGUUAUAGCAGCAAUGUUCCAACAUCUAGUGGAAAGCCUUCCCAGGAGAGUGGAGGCUGUUAUAGCAGCAAUGUUCCAACAUCUAGUGGAAAGCCUUCCCAGGAGAGUGGAGGCUGUUAUAGCAGCAAUGUUCCAACAUCUAGUGGAAAGCCUUCCCAGGAGAGUGGAGGCUGUUAUAGCAGCAAUGUUCCAACAUCUAGUGGAAAGCCUUCCCAGGAGAGUGGAGGCUGUUAUAGCAGCAAUGUUCCAACAUCUAGUGGAAAGCCUUCCCAGAAGACUGGAGGCUGUUAUAGCAGCAAUGUUCCAACAUCUAGUGGAAAGCCUUCCCAGGAGAGUGGAGGCUGUUAUAGCAGCAAUGUUCCAACAUCUAGUGGAAAGCCUUCCCAGAAGAGUGGAGGCUGUUAUAGCAGCAAUGUUCCAGCAUCUAGUGGAAAGCCUUCCCAGGAGAGUGAAGGCUGUUAUAACAGACUCCAGGGGGGACCAACUAUAUAUUAAUGCCCAUUAUUUUGGAAUGAGAUGUUCGACGAGCAGGUGUCCAAAUACAUUUGGUCAUAUAGUGUAUAUUUUGUGACGUCCCCACAAUGUAACCACCAAACUGUUCCCACAACCUAACAAAACAGUCGGGGAACCUUUAAAGAACAGACCAAAUGUGUUCUGGGAACGUUCAGAGCGAGGCGCUAGGACUUUAGCCUAUUGCCUCUUUGAUUUAUGAUUUGACGACCACAAGCGACACGCUCCACUCUCCUGGAAAGCUGGAGCAUCAGCAUAAAUUAUACCAUUUCUCAAUCUCUCGACUGCAGCUGCCGCGUUCGGAUUUGUUACGGGCCCUUCCGAACAAGUCUGUUAAAAUUACACAUACCCAUGAAGACAUCGAGUAUAAACAAUGCAGGGUAGACAGAGCAAGUUUUUAGUGGUUGAAGCCCCACCCCUUUUUGUUCAUCUAUUCAUAUAUGCAAAUGCAGCGGGUGUAUUUAUGCAAAUGAGAUACAAUUAACUUUCUUUAUUUUAAACAACUUGUAUUGAGAAAAAUACCCGAUAAAAUAAGAAAGUGUAUACGAGUGCAUUCUAAGGAAAAUAAGUGACAA